This is a messenger RNA of Penicillium macrosclerotiorum, 4455 nucleotides long. RefSeq names its product putative UDP-glucose:glycoprotein glucosyltransferase. NCBI's taxonomy places the organism in Eukaryota, Fungi, Ascomycota, Eurotiomycetes, Eurotiales, Aspergillaceae. The record is from RefSeq and is a predicted model, not a curated record. Bases 1 to 4455 code for a protein of 1484 amino acids. Gene Ontology annotation, cellular component: endoplasmic reticulum. Gene Ontology annotation, molecular function: UDP-glucose:glycoprotein glucosyltransferase activity. The transcript is spliced from 4 exons.
AUGGUCUCCUCGAAAUCGCAUGCCCCGUGGCGUUGGUACGCUGCUAUGGGAGUUUUGCUACCAGCAUGCCUAGCACAUGCUAGCCCAGCAGUGAAUGUGGCUCUUCAAGCAUCAUUCGACUCUUCGCCAUACCUGGUCGAGCUUCUAGAAACCGCCGCCGAAGAAAAUUCUACCUCUUACUUCCCAUUGCUCGACCGUAUUGCCAAUGGUGACUUCGAAGAUGCGAGCUCCGAGAGGGAACUGUAUGACCGCUUCCUGCAGGUCGUCCAUGAAGAUGGCCAUCUACGUACACCAGAAAGCCUUUCCUCCUUUAAGUUAUCGCUGUCUAUCCGAUCAUCAGCGCCUAGGAUUCAAGCCCACUACCAAUUUUAUAAUACCUCGGUGCAGCAGUCGUUGAUGGCUGCACAGGAUGCUGCUUGCCCGGUUUGGGUUCAUUCAGAAGGAAAGCAGUAUUGCUCCUCGACAAUGGAGCGCGCGCAGCAAGAUGUUGAAGGUGAACUAGAUCCUAGGGAACUGCCGUUCGAUCGUAUUUUUGGCGACGCCUCGCUUCCACCUGCCGUUCUUUACACCGAUAUAUCAUCCCCGAUGUUCAAAGACUUCCACGAAACUCUUAGCGAUAUGGCACGAAAUGGGCAGGCUUCCUAUCGAGUGCGUUACCGGCCUCCUCAACAAUGGGUCGAGCGUCCCCUUUUCGUUUCUGGGUAUGGUGUGGAACUUGCUCUGAAACGGACAGACUAUAUUGUCAUUGACGACCGUGAUGCAGAGGCCAAGGUCAAUGCUCCAGCCGACUCUGAGGAACUUAAGGAGGAUGCUCCGGAUGACCUUCGUCCGCUUUCUUCUUCUGAGGUCUCUAGAUUGGGCAUGAACUCGGCCGCCUUUGUUAUGGAUAGUGAGGAUCCGUUGAACACGCUCAUCAAAUUGUCACAGGGGUUCCCUAAGUACUCUUCUUCUAUUGCUUCCCACAAUGCUACAGCAGAGCUUCGGAAUGAAAUUCGUGAAAACCGGGCGCGCAUGAUCCCGGAUGGUUACAAUGUUAUGUGGAUCAACGGUGUACAGAUUGAUUCCCGGCAAAUCGAUGCAUUCUCUCUGCUUGACCACCUUCGCCGUGAGAGGCGACUGAUUGAUAAAUUCCGUGACCUUGGACUUACUGCCCAGGAAGCCGUCAAGCUUUUGUCCCACCCAACUCUUGCCCAGUCGCAGGCCGAGGACGAUUUGCAACGAUAUGACUAUCGUGACAACUUGGAAGGUGGCGAGGUUAUUAUCUGGAUGAACAACCUGGAGAAGGAUUCGCGUUACGAAUCCUGGAUGGGUGAUCUGCAAUCGUAUAUUGCUAGUGCCUACCCUGGACAGCUGCCCCCAGUUCGCCGCGACCUGCAUAAUGUCAUCAUUCCAGUGGAUUUGUCCAACACGGAGGACAUGCUGCUAGUCGUCAACCAGAUUCAGACUUUCAUCAAGCGAAUGAUCCCCGUAAGAUUCGGCUUAGUUCCUACGGUUUUUUCGCCAGAGUCUAUCGCUCAGCUGAAAGUGGCUCACUAUCUCCAAGAGACUUAUGGGCUGGCUUCUCUGCUCUCCUACCUAGAAGCAUGUGCUUCGAAGCCAAACGCGGGGAGCCCUGACAAGUCUUCCUUCAAUGCUGCUGUUAAAGAUCGGAAUCCUCGUGCUGAUAAGGAGAUCAUGUCUCUAGAGGAAGUGCAGAAGAACGGGCAGUACGACACCAUAGUGUCGCGCACGGCCAAUUACCAGCGCCGUUUGGGCUUGACCUCCGAUGUUACUUAUUUACUCGCUAAUGGUGUCCCCAUUUCCCGCGAGAGCAAUUGGAUGCAGGAGAUGAGCAUGCAAAUUGGCAAAGAUCUGAAAUUGAUCCAACAAGGUGUUGUCGAGGGUGUCUUCCAGGAGGAUAUUUGGUUGCCAGGGUUCUAUCUGGCCGGUGCAUUUGAAACCCGGAACAUUUUCCUCAUGCCGGAGGACCCCAAGAGUGUUCGGAUUGUGGAUCUGGCCAAUAUUUUUGAAUCGGAUGUGAGUGUCUUAGGUGCGAUCCCCCAGAUCGAACCGGAGAAGGACGUUAUUGGUGGCAUUCACAUCAUUGUUGUCGGCGACUUUGACUCGGAGGCCGGCUCGGAACUUCUUGUCAACGCUCUCAACUUCAGAAAAGAGAAUGGCGAGAUUGAACUCCUCUUGCUGCAUAAUGGUCCUGAUUCUGAAGCGGCGGCACCAAAUUUGAGCAAAAUCGAACGAGCCGUCUCCAGCGGCAAAAAUAUCGACCAUAUCUUGGCCGCUGUUGAGUCUUCUGACGACUUCAAUGAAUCUGAAGUUCGCGCAGCUGCACAUAUUCAUCACCAACUCGCUAAAAAACUUGGGUUUAAGCCUGGUACAGAAGGUCUGAUCGUUAACGGCCGGGCUGUGAGCCGUAUUCCAGAAAAUCUGCUCCUGAGUGUGGGCGAGAUCGGCCAACUUGUCGCCUAUGAACGUACCAAGCGCAUUGAGCCGGUUGCACAAGCUGCUCUGUCGUUGGGAUUGAAUACUAAGCUCUCUAAGGCUCUUGACCUCGCCAAGCUGACUUCUCUGGUUUCGCUUUCCACCAUCUCCGAUAUUCCUGAAGGAAUUUUCGAGUCCAUGCCAGACUUCCGACUGGACAUAUCUGAGAAAUGGAAGACUGAUCAUUCUGUGAUUACCGUUUCUAAUUCUGAAGAUCCAUCUAUCAAUGUUGUUGCCGUACUAGACCCCGCAUCUGAGCCAGCUCAGCGAUGGUUGCCUAUUCUCAAGGUCCUCUCCGAACUGUCCGGCGUCCAGCUGAAGAUCUUCCUGAACCCCAAGGAAGAGAUCAAGGAACUACCGGUUAAGCGUUUCUACCGAUACGUUCUAGAGUCGGAGCCUUCAUUCACCAGUGAUGGGUCUCUUUCCCGACCCCAAGCCUCCUUUACUGGCGUGCCUAUUGAAGCACUGCUUACGUUGGGUAUGGAUGUACCCUCGUCAUGGCUCGUGGCACCUAAGGAAUCAGUUUAUGAUCCGGAUAACAUUAAAUUGAGCUCUCUCAAGCCUGGUGUCAAUGUUGAAGCUAUCUAUGCCCUGGAACAUAUCUUGAUUGAGGGCCACUCUCGUGAUGUCACCCUCAAGACUCCGCCUCGCGGAGUGCAACUUGUUUUGGGUACAGAAGAUGAUUCUCAUUUUGCUGACACCAUCAUCAUGGCCAACCUGGGGUACUUCCAGUUCAAGGCUCAGCCCGGUAUAUGGCAGAUCAACCUGAAGCCUGGCCGUAGCGAGAAGUUGUUCGAAAUCGAAAGUGUUGGCGCCCUAGGAUAUCAACCCCAGCCUGGUGAUGAUAAUAAUGAGGUCAGCCUCUUGUCCUUCCAAGGUCGUACUCUCUUCCCCCGUUUCUCUCGCAAACCGGGCUAUGAAGAAGAAGACGUAUUGGAGACAGGUACUCAGCCUGGCUCGACACGCGACUACCUUUCCAAGGGUUUCAAUUUCGCCUCAGGCAUUCUAUCUAGCGUGGGAAUGGGUUCUAAAAGCAGUGAGCAACAAGCCGACAUUAAUAUUUUUUCUGUCGCCAGUGGACACCUGUACGAGCGUAUGUUGAACAUCAUGAUGGUAUCGGUGAUGCAACACACGAAGCAUACCGUGAAAUUCUGGUUUAUCGAGCAAUUUCUGUCUCCGUCCUUCCGUGCCUUCCUCCCGCACCUUGCCCAGGAAUACGGUUUCUCCUAUGAGAUGGUCACAUACAAAUGGCCACAUUGGCUGCGGCCACAGAAAGAGAAGCAGCGCGAGAUCUGGGGCUACAAAAUUCUCUUCCUAGACGUGCUCUUCCCACUUUCUCUCGACAAAGUGAUCUUUGUGGACGCGGACCAAAUCGUCCGCACCGACAUGUACGACCUCGUGACGCAUGACCUCGAGGGCGCACCGUACGGCUUUACUCCGAUGGGAGAUUCACGCACGGAGAUGGAGGGCUUCCGCUUUUGGAAACAGGGCUACUGGAGCACGUUUUUGCGUGGCAAGCCGUACCACAUCUCCGCGCUGUAUGUUGUCGACCUGAACCGUUUCCGCGCCCUCGCGGCCGGCGACCGCCUCCGAGGCCAGUACCAGAUGCUCUCGGCGGACCCGAACAGCCUGAGUAACCUGGACCAAGAUCUGCCGAAUCACAUGCAGCACCAUAUCCCGAUUCACAGUUUGCCGCAGGAGUGGCUGUGGUGCGAGACCUGGUGCUCUGAUGAAGACCUGGCUUCGGCCCGAACUAUUGACCUCUGUAAUAACCCGCAGACCAAGGAACCCAAGCUGGCCCGUGCUAGGAGACAGGUUCCGGAAUGGACAGUGUACGAUGAUGCGAUUGCCGCACUAGCGAAGCGGGUGGCUGCUGAGCAAGAUGGAUUUGGGCAGAUUGGAGAGGAGGCAGCUUUGAAGGAGGAUGAUGUUGCCGAGAAUGCUGAACCUGAGGAUGAGAGCAGAAAAGAUGAACUAUAG